Messenger RNA from Tripterygium wilfordii, 834 nucleotides. Its product is annotated as leucine-rich repeat protein 1-like. NCBI's taxonomy places the organism in Eukaryota, Viridiplantae, Streptophyta, Magnoliopsida, Celastrales, Celastraceae. The transcript is spliced from 7 exons. The record is from RefSeq and is a predicted model, not a curated record. Gene Ontology annotation, molecular function: protein binding. Bases 113 to 775 code for a protein of 220 amino acids.
UUCCUUGCUUCACAUUGCUUUAAACUUCAAAGUAAAAAACAAGGAAUCUCUCUCCUCUGCCUCUCUCUCUCUCUCUCUCUUAUCCCUCAAAACAACUUCAAAGGUUUCUUUUAUGGAAAUCUCUAGAUCGCUCUUUCAUUUUUUUGUUCUUGUUCUUCUGCUUCUACUUACAUCUUCAACACCAACGAAUGCGAACGUAGAAGGGGAUGCUCUGUUUUCGUUGAGAAGAGCCGUGAAAGACCCACAUAAUCUUCUGCAGAGCUGGGAUCCAACCUUGGUGGAUCCUUGUACUUGGUUUCAUGUCACUUGCGACAGUGAUAAUCGAGUCACUCGAUUAGACCUAGGAAGUGCGAAGCUGUCUGGAAAUCUAGUGCCUGAACUGGGGAAGCUUGAACGGCUUCAAUAUUUAGAACUGUACAUGAACGAACUGGUGGGUCCAAUUCCAGAGGAAUUUGGAGGACUGAAGAGCCUUGUAAGCUUGGAUUUAUAUCGCAACAACCUCACUGGGACCAUACCUUCUUCACUCUCCAAGCUUUCCAACCUCAAAUUCCUGAGAUUGAAUGGUAACAGACUGAGUGGAAGAAUACCAAGAGAACUAACCAAACUUGGAAACCUAAAGAUCAUUGAAUUGUCAGACAAUGAUUUAUGCGGUACCAUUCCUACCUCAGGCACCUUCUCCAAGUUCUCACAAGAAAGUUUCAGUAACAAUCCAAGACUUGAAGGACCAGAGCUUAUGGGUUUUGUGAGAUAUGAUGUAGGAGGGAACUGUAAAUGAUGUCAGUGUUCUCUCUCUGUAAUGAAAAGAAUAUGAAUGAAAUACAAAAUUCCUCAGAA